CAGAAAGAGCCGGGAGCUGCUGAGCAGAGGCAGCGCUCUGAAAGCAUUUUUAAGAAGAUGCUAAUCACGUUCCUUGGUUCUCGCUCCAACACGAUCGAGAGCUCUCGGCUCACCAAUAAAAAUCCCACUGGAAGAAACCAUUGACUGCUGUUCUCCCGGGAAAGUGGAUUUCACUGAGCUCCUAUAAAUACAGCUGGAGGGGAGCUAGGGAGCCCGGGCACUAGGUAUACCCUCGGUGAGAUGGAAAACGACACUUCAGCAGAAAAUGUGACUUGGGAAGCCCCAACUUCCUCCGCAAUGUUGAAUCUCACUGACUACCGGAAUGGCACUGCUGUAAAUGUCAGUAAUGUGACUGGGGUUGAGGUGACCAGCGCCUGGAGCCAAGGAGCUUCAGCCUCAGAUGAUGUUGACCGUGCUCCUGUGGUCUGGGCUGCCUGGGAGCCCCUCCUCAGCCAAUGGAUCAAUGUGCUAGUGGCGGGGGUGCUGAGCAUCACCAUGCUGGGCCUGGGCUGUACUGUACAAGUCCGCCAGCUCGGACAGCACCUCCGCAGCCCCGUGGCCCCGCUGCUCGCUGCCGCCUCCCAGUUUGUGAUCAUGCCCCUGGUGGCUUUCCUCUUGGCCCUGGCCUUCUCCCUGGGCGAGGUCGCAGCCACAGCGGUGCUGCUGUGUGGUUGUUGUCCCGGGGGCAAUCUCUCCAACAUCCUCUCCCUGCUGGUUCACGGAGACAUGAACCUCAGCAUAAUCAUGACUAUCUCUUCCACACUUCUGGCCCUCCUGCUGAUGCCCUUGUGUCUAUGGAUUUACAGCCGAGCCUGGAUUAAUACCCCUGUUGUUCAGCUCAUGCCCUUCGGUGCAAUAAUUCUUACACUAUGUGGCACUCUAAUUCCGAUUGGGCUCGGGGUCUUCAUCAGAUACAGAUACAACAGAGCAGCAGACUUUCUCCUUAAGGUUUCUCUAUGGUCUUUGAUGGUCACCCUGAUACUCCUCUUCAUUCUCACCGGCACCUUACUGGGACCUGAUCUCCUUGCUGCUAUCCCGGCCUCCGUGUACAUUGUAGCUCUGCUGAUGCCGUUGGCUGGCUAUGUUGCCGGUUAUGGUUUGGGUACUCUCUUCAAUUUGCCUGCUAACUGUAAAAGGACCGUUUCUUUGGGGACUGGAUGUCAAAAUGUCCAACUCUGCACAGCCAUCCUGAAAUUAGCUUUCCCUCCCCAGGUUAUUGGCGGCAUCUACAUGUUGCCGCUGCUCUACGCGUUAUUCCAAGUGACAGAAGCUGGCGUUUUUGUUUUGGCAUAUAAAAUUCACAGAAGGAACAUAGCACCCAUGGAAAAACCAGCAGACUUAGAUGCUGACACAGACAUUUCGUACAAAAAGCUCAAAGAGGAAGAAGUUACUGAUUCAUCUUAUGGAGCCGUUAGUGAGACUAGACAACACGCUGUUAUAACGGAACCUCCUACGAGCGAGACACAAAUGUGAAAAUGGACUGCAAUGAAAUAAAAAUAGCAAUGAGCUACUGCUCUUCGGCUGCAGUCCGCCAAUCCCCUCAAUUGAUCGUUAUCCCCGGCAUUUUCACGUGCUCUGUGCAAUCCUGCUUUCCUGUUUGGGGAAAAUGAGAAUGAACUACUUUGAUUUUUGCAUUUAAUCAGAGUAGUUUGAGUACAAAUUAUUUUGUAAUUGUUCGGCGCUAGGUGUAAAUUGCUGAGAAAUGACACUCCAGGACAACCACGUAUCCGAAUACUUUAACUGGUAAAUUCAAACCUGUUAGUUAAGAACUUUAAAGAAGAAACGUGAACAGUAUUCAUUUACUAUACUUCUAAAUUAGCAGAGACUCGUAAAGUAAUUUGCAUUUUCUCUAUAGAAUAAUUGGAGCCAUAAGUUAUAAUGUUUCUUUCAGGGCAGUGUUUGUUCUAAUUGCCAUGUUUUGUUCGCUCAUUGCUAAUAAAGGUCCCCCGAAAGCUGUGA
Messenger RNA from Stegostoma tigrinum, 1959 nucleotides. It is a transcript of the gene slc10a4, whose product is annotated as solute carrier family 10 member 4. Bases 241 to 1473 code for a protein of 410 amino acids. Gene Ontology annotation, biological process: bile acid and bile salt transport. Gene Ontology annotation, cellular component: membrane. NCBI's taxonomy places the organism in Eukaryota, Metazoa, Chordata, Chondrichthyes, Orectolobiformes, Stegostomatidae. Gene Ontology annotation, molecular function: bile acid:sodium symporter activity. The transcript is spliced from 3 exons. The record is from RefSeq and is a predicted model, not a curated record.